CCUGUACUGAUCUCCUGGUGUGUGUGUGUGUUUAUAGAACUGCCACACUUCACCCAUCCGAGUGAGGCAGAAAAGCUACAUUGCAGCAGUCUUCUAUCCAGACAGUUGUGAGACAGCAGGCACCGUUUUAGGUUCUUCCACCUGGGGUUGUGGCCAUGAGAUAAGAUGGCAAGCGAAAACGAAGAUCUGGACAAGGAGUUUGAAGAGUGGAAAAUUGAACAUGGGAAGGAGUACAAAUCUGAGGAAGAGGAGGCCAAGCGCAAGACGAUUUGGCUACAAUCAAGGAACUUUGUUAUAGAGCACAACAAGAAAUAUGACCAGGGAGAGACAACCUUUACAUGUGGCAUGAAUCACAUGUCAGACUUGGAACCUCAUGAGAUCUGCUGUGGUGGCAGGAGAAAGUGUCACAAAGAGAAGACUGAAAGUUAGGCCCGAAUCCUCGCUUUACAACAACGCAUAUUUUCUACAAUGAACAAAACAUGUAUUCCAAGUAGAUAUUUUGACCAAUCAGAUCAGUUCUUUUGUGACUAAAACCAGAAUUGAAGUAGCACCGCUAACUACCACAGACAGUAGUCUCAUUCAUAUUUAAAAAUAAAUAUAUAUUGUAAAUGCAGCCUAACAUGUAAUGACAUUUCCAUUCUCUAUCUUGAUCUUUACAAGAAUCAUGAUGUGGGGGAGAAAAGAGACAUAAAAGGAUUACCUUCUCUUUCUUGGCAAAACACAUGACAUCGGUUUUAAUCACGGGCAAAACGGUUCACACAAUUAUAUUAAUGGAAUUGCAUUAAGCGGUUUUAAUUUGCCCUUUCUAAAUGUCACAUUACCUCUGAUUCGGAUCAUAUUUGGUCAGAGGAAGAACGGGAAACGAAUUAAGAAGUGUAAUCAGAUCGAGAGCUAGUGAAAGUGUGACCUUAGCCGUGUGCCUCGCUUCUCUUAUUCAUGUUUAAAGCUUUAGGCGCAAAACUGCACGAAGGUCCAUUAUAAUGGAGGUCACGUUAUUCGAUUCCUA
Esox lucius (northern pike) is the source of this 1006-nucleotide messenger RNA. It is a transcript of the gene ctsl.1, whose product is annotated as cathepsin L.1. The coding region runs from base 166 to 429 and encodes 87 amino acids. The record is from RefSeq and is a predicted model, not a curated record. The transcript is spliced from 4 exons. NCBI's taxonomy places the organism in Eukaryota, Metazoa, Chordata, Actinopteri, Esociformes, Esocidae.